CGUCCAUGUUUUGAUUUUCAAACUUAGAUUCUGGUGGUGGGUCCCACUCUAUUCUCAAAUUAAGAAGCUAAAAGAGCACGACAAAACGACACUAACGGACCAAAAACGACACCGUUACGAGAGCUAAAACGACGACGUUUUGGGGUUGUAUAUAAAGAGAAACUCUGGUUGAUAAGGGCGCGGGUCAAUUGUUGAAAAAGUGUCAAGUGGGAUAAUCAAAAGUCCCUCUCUUCUCUCUAAGUCCGAGUGUGUCGUGGAAUCUCCGAGUGCCCUCCGCCAUUGAUAAACACCUCUCCUUUUUCUCCUCACUAACCCUAACGAAGCUUUAAUCUCACGCCCUGUAAUUACUAAGGCAUGGCUGCCUCGCUGGUUAUGCCUUCUCCUUCCUCGUCGUCGUCAUCGGCGACGUCAGCGGCGUUGGCGGCGGCGGCUUCUCUGUCUUCUUCUUCGUCUCGCUCCUUGCUCUGUCGUAGAACUUUGUUUGAGUGUGACUCUUUCACUCGAAUUUAUGCUACUAACACCGUGAGGUGUGAUAUGGCCGAGUCAAACAGGCUUGGGAAUGUGAAACCGACCAUUCCUAUUCUUAAUGAUAGAACACUGCCUAGGUUCUUGGAAUCGGUUCCAGUGGAGAGACAAGUUGACAGAAACAACUCCAAAAUUAAGUUGUUUUCUGGCUCAGCCAAUCCUUCACUCAGUCAGGAAAUCGCAUGGUACAUGGGUCUUGAACUUGGAAAGAUCAACAUAAAGAGAUUUGCUGAUGGUGAAUUUUAUGUUCAGUUGCAAGAGAGUGUAAGAGGAUGUGAUGUCUAUCUUUUGCAGCCAACAUGUCCUCCUGUGAAUGAGCAUCUCAUGGAACUAGAAAUAAUGAUUGAUGCUUGUCGAAGGGCAUCUGCGAAAAAUAUUACUGCUGUAAUUCCAUAUUUUGGGUAUGCCCGAGCAGAUAGGAAGACCCAAGGACGUGAAUCAAUUGCAGCUAAACUGGUUGCAAACCUUAUUACAGAAGCAGGUGCAAACCGUGUUCUUGCUUGUGAUAUUCAUUCUGGGCAGUCACUAGGUUAUUUUGAUAUUCCAGUGGAUCAUGUGUAUUGUGAGCAAGUGAUUCUUGAUUAUCUUGCUAGCAAGAAAAUUUGUUCUGAAGAUUUGGUAGUGGUCUCACCUGAUGUUGGUGGAGUUGCCAGAGCGCGUGCAUUUGCGAAAAAAUUAUCUGAUGCACCUUUAGCCAUUGUAGACAAGAGACGCCAUGGGCACAAUGUGGCUGAGGUUAUGAAUCUGAUUGGUGAUGUGAAAGGCAAAGUUGCAGUUAUGGUUGAUGAUAUGAUUGAUACUGCUGGCACAAUUUCAAAAGGUGCAGCCCUUUUGCACCAAGAGGGGGCUCGGGAAGUGUACGCAUGCUGCACCCAUGCAGUGUUCAGCCCGCCAGCAAUUGAGAGGCUUUCAGGUGGGUUGUUUCAGGAGGUGAUUGUGACAAACACCAUUCCCGUCCCAGAGAAAAAUUACUUUCCUCAGUUAACUGUUCUUACAGUGGCUAACUUGUUGGGCGAAACUAUUUGGCGCGUUCACGAUGAUAGUUCUGUGAGUAGCAUUUUUCAGUGAAAUCAUAUAAAGAAAGACUUGAAGGCAUUGAUAGCGAUAGGCCACUCCUUUUAUAUUUAAUCCCUCAGUGAAUUCAUUCUCUCUUGGUCCCUCCCAAUUAUCUUGUCCCCUCUUUUCUUUUUUAAUACUAGAGAAUAGAGAUAUUUUAAUAACCACAUUUGCACACACAGCAAAAUAUUAGGCUUUGUGUUGGUCAGAUUGAUAAGAGUUUAAAUCCAUUGUUUUGGUAAGAACCAAGAGAGAUAGUUGGUGAGACGAAAGGUGUUGGGUUGGGAUCUUUGUCUACCAUAUUUAAUUCUUUUCUGAUUUUUUCUCCAUAUAAUGAAAUUUUAGAGUUAAAUCGA
Messenger RNA from Cannabis sativa, 1937 nucleotides. RefSeq names its product ribose-phosphate pyrophosphokinase 1. Gene Ontology annotation, cellular component: cytoplasm; ribose phosphate diphosphokinase complex. The record is from RefSeq and is a predicted model, not a curated record. Gene Ontology annotation, biological process: 5-phosphoribose 1-diphosphate biosynthetic process; ribonucleoside monophosphate biosynthetic process; purine nucleotide biosynthetic process. The coding region runs from base 355 to 1593 and encodes 412 amino acids. Gene Ontology annotation, molecular function: magnesium ion binding; ribose phosphate diphosphokinase activity. The transcript has 8 exons. Lineage: Eukaryota; Viridiplantae; Streptophyta; Magnoliopsida; Rosales; Cannabaceae.